Messenger RNA from Paramacrobiotus metropolitanus, 870 nucleotides. Its product is annotated as mitochondrial sodium/calcium exchanger protein-like. Gene Ontology annotation, molecular function: monoatomic cation transmembrane transporter activity. Bases 1 to 756 code for a protein of 251 amino acids. Gene Ontology annotation, biological process: monoatomic cation transport; transmembrane transport; intracellular calcium ion homeostasis. Gene Ontology annotation, cellular component: membrane. The record is from RefSeq and is a predicted model, not a curated record. NCBI's taxonomy places the organism in Eukaryota, Metazoa, Tardigrada, Eutardigrada, Parachela, Macrobiotidae. The transcript is spliced from 5 exons.
AUGGUGUUGUUGGUCUUUUCACUUACCUACACCGUGGCCGCCCGUUUCCGGCUGACCCGUGUCUACGGCGGCAUCCUCCUCUUCCUCUACGUCCUCUUCCUCGGACUGGCCAUUCCCACCGCGUUGGGCGUUCUCAUUAAGCGUUUUUCUUUAGGCGGCAAUGCCAAUUUAAGCGGCGUCUUUCCGGCCUGGGCGCUGGCGCUGCUGAUCGCGCUGCUGGUGGCCGCCUUUGUCAUCUUCACAUCCCAUGUUACGGAGCCGCCCUGGUAUCAUUUUGUGUUCGCGUACCUGGGCUUCUUCGGGGCCUGCGUGUGGGUGUAUCUGGCGGCCAACGAGAUUGUGGCCUGCCUGCAGACCGUGGGGAUUGCCCUGAAUGUCAAGACCACCAUCCUGGGAUUGACGGUGCUGGCGUGGGGCGACAGUAUUCCCGAUUUUAUUGCCGACACAGGAAUGGCCCGCCGCGGCCAGCCACGGGUGGGAAUAUCGGCCGUGUUCGCUGGUCCCAUGAUGAAUUUAUUGCUGGGCGUGGGAACCUCCUUCUGCUUCGCCACCAGCACGGUUGAUCCCUUCCCGGUGCAAACCACCUCGUUGUCGCUGCUGUCCGCCGGGACGCUGAUGGUGUCGCUGGUCUUUUCACUAAUCUACAUCGUGGCCGCCCGCUUCCGGCUGGCCCGUGUCUACGGCGGCAUCCUGCUCUUCCUCUACGUCCUCUUCCUCGGACUGGCCAUUCCCACCGCCUUGGGCGUUCUCAUGUGAUUAUACACUUUUCCGCUGUGUUGAAUUAUAUUUUGUUUUUUUAUGUUAUUGCACAUCUGUGAUAUCGCGGUGUUUUUUCCAUAAAGACAGGGAAAUUAGCAUUUACGGUGAUUA